CUUCAAGUGCUCUGCCACCUUUGGUUUUGGUUUUGCGACUGAACCCAAAUAAAACAUGCCAAGUGAUAUGCGGCGGGCAUGUAUGUACAAGAAUCGUGAGGUAUCAUGUUAUCUUUUAACGAAGAUAUCUUGGAAGGGCAGUUACAAACGUGUUUUCACUAUUGGCACUCUUGGUGUAACAACAUACAAUAAAGAUACUUUAAGAGUAACAAAUCAGUGGACAUAUGAAGAAAUUUACGACAUAAAACUUGAUCAUAAUACUAAAUCAAAUCAACCACAUUUGAAACGUUUCAUUUUGGAUGUAUUCGAUGUGAAUCGUAAACGUCAUGAAUUAACAUUUGCUACAGAGUUUCGUGUUGAGUUGUUAACUGAUUUAUUGUAUUUUCGUGAUCGAUUUAUCAAAGAAAAUAAAUCGAAUGUGAGAAUACAUGCAACGAAAUUGAGUUGGUCUGAAUCAACCUACGAUGUCAUGUUAGAUAUUAGUCCAAUUUCCAUUGAUGUACGUUGUCCACGUACUGGUGAUUUAUGGAAAACUUAUGCUUAUAAAGAUAUUGAAUAUAUUAGCAAAAUUAAUGAUACUUCAAAUGGAGUAGCUAUUGUUCAUGGUGGAUUUGGGCAUAUUCAUGUAUUCCUUACACGUGAACCGGAGAAAUUAAUCAAUGAGAUUAAUAGUUCUGCACAUACCAAUCUAUCUGUAUCAUUCAGUCAACAACCAUCAUCAACUCCAUUAACACGUGAUUAUUGUACAGAAUAUCGAUUGGGCAAAGUAAAUUUAGAUCAUUUAAUUUCACAAGCUGAAUUCCCUGUACAAAAAUUAUCCAAUCGUUCUCAUGUUAUGACAACAACAAAUAGCAAUCAUAAUAACAAUCAUCAUCAUCAUUCAAUGAUGAAAACAAUAUCACGUUUAAUGUGUUUAACUGAAUCCUUACUGUUAGAACGUGAUCCAACUAGUUAUCGUCCAAUAUCAGCGCAUCCAUUAUGUGAAAUCCAUUUACUUGUUCGUGAUCGAUUUCAACCACAAAAAUUUUCCAUUGAAUAUGUUCGUGGACAAGUGGUUACAUAUUUUUCUACGAACAGAGAUGCUCUAUUAGCAUCAUUAUUAGACGGUGUACGUGCCAGUGGUAAUCGUGAUGUUUAUGUGUGCAGUUCAUUUUCCGAUCGAAGUCUACGUUUUAUUCCAUUGAUUCAUUCAGCUACUGAAGAAAUUGAAUCAGUUCAUUUAAGAUUUUUACGUCAACGUCCAGAGGGUGUUUCAUUUUGGGAAGUAGUACAACGUUUCAAUGCUAACAUUGCCUACAGUGGUUUAUUGCAUGCUGUUACUCAAGAUGGUGUUUUUGCAGAAAAUAAAGAAAAACUCAUUAAAGAUGCAUUGAUCAGUAUUUUGACACAAGAUACACGUAAACUUGAUGCGGGGAAUCCGUUGACAUCGGUUAAACAAUCCAUAUCAUCUACGUCUUUACAUUGUACUGGUGAUAAUACUCCUCCUCCUCUUACUACUACUACUCCUAAAGAUACUACUACUACUAAUGCUAUUACUAGUAGUAAUAUUAAUGCUAAAUCCACUAAUCCUAAUUAUGAAUUAAUUCUAAUUGAAGCACAAUUUCACGCGUUACGUCGAUUAGUUGCAUCAAAAGCUGGAUUUAAUGCUUUCACUCAAUUACCAGGGAUGCGUAUUACAUUAGGUCAAUUGGUAGUCAAUGCGCUGAAACUUCGUGAUGAUGCUGUGACCCAUGCAGUUUUAGAUGCAAUCAAUACUUUAAUGCAUCCAAUGCAUGAACAACCAGAUAUUCGUCAAGAACAAUUAAAUAAAGCUUCCAUUAUGUCUAGUGAACCAUUUCUCACUCAUCUUGUUGAUAUAUUCACAUUACAUGCUUUACGUGGAAGUGGUUCAUUAGUUCUUUGUGCUUUAUUAGAUUUCUUUACUUAUGGUGUUUGUUUACCGUAUUCUGAAACAUCAGAAGGUGGAUUAUUUGAUAAUUUAUUACGUUUAUUAGCUAAACGUGGUCGUGCAUUGUUUCGUUUGUAUCUUCAUCCAAGCUUAGCUAUUGUUCGUGGUGCUGGUAUGAUUAUGCGUGCAUUGAUUGAAGAAGGCGGGGCAGUUGUCGCUAGAGAAUUGCGUAAUCUCGCUUUAACUGAAGGUGCCCUAUUGCAUCAUUUUUGGACUGCUUGUUUUACUCAAGGAAAUGAUCCACGAAGUUUAGCUGUACAGCAGCUUAGUCGUCAACUAGUUGCAUUAUGGUCUGAAAAUAAUCCCGAUGCAUGGGAUUUAUUUAAACGAAUGCUUCCAUUAGGUUUAUUGUCAUUUUUAGAAUCGACAGAUGAACCUCCUGUGAAACUUAUCAAUAUGUUACCAGAUCGUGAUAAUUUACAAUUAGCUCAUGAGCAUUUGAUGCGUAUUGAAGAACGUAAACAAACUAUUUCUUAUCAAUUAGAAUCAAAAAUUGAUGAUCUGUUAACACAUUGGCGUUUACGUGUUGGUUUGCCUAUACCGAAAAUAUUGAAUAACAAACCAACUCAUUUGAAAGAAGCUGAAGAACGUCCUGUUGUAUUGCGACGACCACGUCAUUUAUUACAAUCAUUACGUCUUAAUGAUGGUACAACUAAUCAUUCUAAACCGAUCAAUAAUAAUUGGCGUUUAUUUUUCUAUCAAUUUCAACAAGAUCAUGCUAAGGCUGAUCUAAUUUGGACUGUACGAACUAGAAAUGAAUUACGUGAAUCAAUUGAAAAAGAAUUACAAGAAUUUCAACAAGAACGUAAUUAUUUUGCACAAAGUCGUUUAGAAGAAUCUGAUUCACCGGAUUUCAUACGAUCUGAACCAGUUGGUGCUGCUGGUCAACCGGAACAACGUACAAUCCCCAUUGGUGGUGGUGCUGGUGGUUUAAUCAAUAAAGCACAAAGUACACCAGAUAUUAGUAAUCAUAGUAAUCAUGAUGUCGGAAGCAAUCAUGAAAAUGUAUCCAAUUCACAAUUAUCCUCUCCAAUGACUACUGAUUCGCGUCAACUGUCUAAUGUUGAUAGCGAUACUACUACUACUACUACUACUACUACUACUACUGCACGUUUGUCAUUCAAUCAAUCCAAUCAAUCGAAUGAGCGAAAUUUCUCACAACAUUCAUCCCAAUCAUCUAAUCUCACCAAUAGUCGAAGAACACGUGUAUCAAUGAGUCCGACUAGAAUGCAAGCAGAUCGACUCAUUAAUCAGGCAAGUCUUGUUUCAUGGAAUUAUAAAGAAUUUAAAGUGAAUUAUCCAAGUUUAAUUGAAGAACCACGUGUUGGUAAUUAUUUUCUACGUUUAUUACUUGAAGAAGAUCGUCAUGCAAAUGAAGUGAUUGAAGCAACUACAUUGAAUAAUAGUACACGUACAAUGAAUAUUCCAUCGGUUGGUUUGUCACGUAUUCGUGAUAGCACGGCAUUCUUCAAUGAAUUAUUCCGACGUUAUCUACAAUAUGUCGCUUCGGAUCCAUUUUAUGCAAUACAGGAUUAUUCAAUUCUACAACAUGGUACAUUGAAUCCUCGUAUGAAAACAUCCAAUAAUAAUGCAUUACGUCGUCUUACAAUGCGUUGCUUGUGCUUACAUGCUAUGUCCAUUGUAUAUCAUCGUUGUUAUGUAGAAAUUGGCUGCGUGACAGAUAUACCAUUACUGGUGUAUUUAUUAGAUCGUACAAUUUAUGCAUCAGAAAGAGAUUGUCUACUUUUAUUGUUAGAUAAAUUAAUGUUGAAUAAAGAUAAUGUCAUGUCAUUUGUCGAUGCCGACGGUGUACGUGUUCUCAUUGAUUUAGCAUGUUUAGCACAUUUACAUACAAGUCGUGCACCUACACCAUUUCAAUCGAAUGUUUUGAAAGCUAGUGCUGAACAAGAACUUACUGGUACCGGUGCAAGUACACAACGUGAAUGGUGGUAUAUGAAUACAACUAUACCGGGAGGGCAAAAAACAGCUAAUCAAUCCAUGACUACUUCUACUACAACCAAAUCUACAUCGAAUCUUAUUCAAGGUCCAAUUAGUUUUAAUGAACUAAAAAAUCUUAUUAAAAAUCAACAAAUCACCAGCAACACAAAAUUAUAUGCUCAAGGUUUAGAUGCUACACCACGUUGUCGUCCUGAUGGUUAUCUAGCUGAAGAUGAUUUCAUUGAUGAUCUGAAUGAAUCACAUAAUAAUAAUAAUCGCUUAACCAAUACAAAUUCUUCGUCUUCUGUACCUAAUAAUGAUGUAACUCAUUCAUUCGGCUCAACUGAUCCAGGGACGACCGGGAAUAAUACCAAUAAUAAUACACCUUUAUCUUAUGAAAUGUUACAUGGUGGAGGUUGGUUGCCAGCCAAGCAUGUAGCACAAAUUCGUUGGACAUCAACAGCAUCGCCCACCUCGAAUUUAUCUACCAUGUCAUCUUUGUCCAAUAAUCCUUCUUCAACAGCAACAGCUGAUAAACACGAUUUAAAUGUUGGCUGUUUAAUUGAUAAACUAAAUUAUUCCAAUGGAUUAUUUACAGAUUAUACAAGUUUAGCUAUCAAAUGUAUUGACAUAUUGCAUAGAUUAUGUAACAGUUGUUCUGCAUUGGAUUUAUUGCAUGGUGGUGUUGUACGUCCGCUGCCUAAACCACGUCGUGCUAUUUCUGAUAUGAAUUGUUUGCCGCAUAUGAUACAACUACUUCUGACAUUCGAUCCACCAUUAGUUGAACGUGUUGUCUCUUUGCUACACUCUGUGAUGGAUCAUAAUCCUCUAUUACCACGUCUGUAUUUAACUGGAAUAUUUUAUUUUAUUCUAUUAUAUACUGGUAGUAAUAUUUUACCAAUUGCAAAAUUUUUAAAAGAUGUUCACUUGUUACAAGCAUUACGAUUAGAUGAAUUCAUUGGUCAUAGUUCAUCUGGCAUGGAUUUAACAUCACGAUCAAUAUUAGGCAAUAUGUUACCGGAUGCUAUGAUUGCUUAUCUGGAAAAUCAUCCGGCUGAAAAAUUUGCCGAAAUAUUUCUUGGUGAUUUUGAUUCACCUGAAGCUAUAUGGAAUUCAGAAAUGCGACGUUAUAUGAUUGGUCGUAUUACAUCGCAUUUAGCGGAUUUCUCACCUCGUCUACAAAGCAAUAUACGUGCUGUGUAUCGAUUUAUCGGUAUGCCAAUUAUUAUUUAUCCACAAUUGGAAAAUGAAUUAUUUUGUCAUAAUUAUUAUUUACGUCAUUUAUGCGAUACACAACGAUUCCCUGAUUGGCCUAUACGUGAUCCGAUAGCAUUAUUACGUGAUAUCCUAAAAGCAUGGCGUGAUGAAUUACAAAAGAAACCAGUGAAUAUGUCUUAUGAAGAAGCAUUGAAAGAACUUGGAUUAGAUCCUACACUGUUAAAUUCGUCAAAUGAAGAGUCUUUCAUCCGUCGAGCUUAUUAUCAAAUGUCAAUGAAAUAUCAUCCGGAUAAAAAUCCUGAUGGUAGAGAUAAAUUUCAAUCCGUCACAAAAGCUUAUCAAUUUCUAUGCAAUCGUAGUAAAUUAUCACGUGGUCCAAAUCGUCUCCAUAUUCAAUUGAUGCUUCGAGCUCAAAGUAUUGUGUACAAACGUUAUCGUUCGUUACUGAUUUCGGAGAAAUACGCUGGCUAUCCAAUGCUUAUAGCAACAAUACAAACUGAAAUAUCUGAUGAUAAAUUAUAUACUUUUGAUACACAGACUACAACUGACAAUACUACUACUAAUACUACUAACACUACUAGUAGUACUACUAAUACUACUAAUACUACCAACACAAACAAUUCACAGCCAUCCUCAUCGUCAUCGUCAGCCAAUAAUAAUGACUCGAUUGAAAAUACUGUACUCCUAGUUGCUGCUACAGAACUAAUCUAUGAAACUGUUAUAACUAGUGUGCUGAAUGCUGAAGAAUUACGUCGUGAAAAUGGUAUCCCUAUAUUACAUAAAGCAUUUACACAAUGCGCUAUACAUUUAUCACGUACAACUAGUUUGCCUGAACAUAUUGUUGUGAAAGUAUGCGGACAUAUUGUAUCGGUGUUAGCAGCGGCAUCAUUAUUUCCUUCAUCACGUCAAUGUAUACAAGAGACACCGCAAUUAUUAAAAGAUACAUUACGAUUGUUAUAUUAUAAAAAUUUACCGCAAUUAUGUUGUUUAACUGCAACAUGUGUUGCAUUAUUCUGUAUUGAUUAUUGGUUAUGUGUUACAUGUUAUGAAUAUGGCGGUUUAUUUCUACUGUUACAACAUGUAUUCGCUUAUGAUUUUACACUGGAAGAAGCUGGUGUCGAGAUUAGUGAAGAGACUAAUUCACAAGUUGUAGCCAAUCGUCUCGCGUUAUUAUCUCUAUGGGCUAUUGGUCGUAUGGUCAAUAGUUAUUGUACUGGUCGUGAAGUCACAGAAGAUGAUUAUUUAAUGCGUGAUGGUCCGGAUGUAAUGGAAUCAUUAAGUCGACUGUUGACACCACAUUUAGCUAGAAAAAUUCUUGAAUUAAAUGUUUAUGAUUCAAGUCAAAUUGGUCGAUUAACUGAUGGAACUGCUGGUGCCACAGAAGAUACACAAAUUCUUCACGAUUUCCCAUUGGAUACCCCAAGAGGCAAAUAUUUACGUUCAUUAGCUAAAUUAUUGACAACGAAUUCUGUGACACCUUAUUUGAUAUGGGAUAAUCGGUGUAGAGCGGAAUUAGAAACUUUAAUUGAUUUACAAGUUGUACGUUUAAUUAAAACGGGUGAAUGUAAUCUGAAUGCUGUCCUGUCAUUCACACAUGAAUCAUAUGCAGAAGAAUUGCUAAUUGGUGAAGUAUUUGUACGUUUAUAUAAUAAACAACCAGCUUAUGCAUUAGAUAAUCCAAAAGGUUUCAUCAUUGAUCUAUUUCAAUUUCUUACCAAUGAAUUACAUCAUCUGAAUACAGACAAAGUUUACACCAGUCAUGUUGCAUCAUCAUUCAACAACCAUUCUAUGAAUCAUGCUAAUUCAGAUUUACACUUCAUGAAUAAUAAUAGUAAUAAUCACGCUGGCAAAGAACACCAUCGAUGCAAUAAUGCGCCUGAUGAAGAUAAUGAUGACAAUGAGGAUUAUUUAUCAGUGAAUAAUGAUGAUCAAGAUGCCGUUGAUGUUGAUGAUGAUGGUGAAAUUGAUUGGGGCGCCGAAUCGAAUCAUAUCACUCAUCAAUGUGUGACUAAUGUUAGUUCAGCAUUAGAAGCUUUGACUAAUGUGAUACGACAUAAUACUGGUUUAGAAAUCCAGUGUAUUGGACACUUUCCAUUAUUAUUCUCACUGUUGGAUUUACAUGAUCAUCCGGAACUCCAACUGCGUACAUUAGAUGUUAUUCAAGCUGUUUCUACCAAUUCAUUAUGUCUUGAAGAUUUGGCUGCAUCUCACUUAUUAAGUUCACUGGUGAUGUUAUUCGUGGUUCUUCCACGAGCUCAUCUUAUAUUGAUCGAAAUCAUGGAACAGUUGAUUACAUCAUCGUUAUUAUUAAAAGAAUUCAUUGCCACUGGUGGUUUAAUUUAUUUACUUGACCUAUUAUGUCAUUCAUUGAAACAAUCGAUACGUCAAUCUAGUGUGCAAUUGAUAUCACAUUGUUUAAUGAAUAAACAAUUUGGUCGACGUAUACAAGCUAUGUUGAAUCAAUAUUUGCCGACAGUAUUUGUCGAUACAUUGAAAGAUCAACCAGAAACAUUUUUGGCAUUAUUCGAUGCUGAUCAUGAAAAUCCUGAAAUGAUAUGGAAUUCUAAUCUACGCAAUAUUUUAACUAAAGUUUUAAGUGAACAAACACAAAGUUUUUACAAUUCACAACUACAAGAUCGUAGUAGUAAAUGGAAUUUACCCGAUACAUUUAAAGUCCCAUAUACGGAAGUCAUAGCGAAGAAGGCGGCGGAAGAGAAUAAAACUAAACCGAAUGAACUAGCUCAAUAUGUUUCCUGCCUUGGUCCAAUACAAAUUGCCGGUGUUUAUUUACAUUUGUACAUAUCACAUCCUGGCUGGACAUUACGUCAUCCAGAAUUAUUUUUAAAUGAAUGCAUGGAGAAAUGGAUUGAGGCAAUACAUCAAUUACCAGAUACAAGUUUAUUAGUUCAAUUAUUAACUCGAUCAUGUAAAACUAUAUUGACUGAUCGUCCCGGUUUAAUUGAUUCAUUGCCUUUAUCUGGUAAUGUACAUAGAGUUUUAGAAUUAUUAGCUAAAGUGAAUGACCCAGAAGGUGCUAAAGCAAUUGUUAUUUUAUUGCAUCAAAUGUCAGCAAGUAAAUUAUGUGUACAAUCCAUGUCAAGUGAAACUGGUGAUAUGAUUGGCAAUUUAAUACGUAUUAUUAAUUGUUGUAUUGGUGAAGAAUUAGGUUUAAUUGGUGAAACAUUAUUUUGUCUAUUCGAUACACCAUAUUCCGAUUCAUUAAUUGAACAAGCAUUAAAACAUGAUCUUAUUGGUUUUGUAUUACGUAUGUUACAAAAUGGUUUCCCAUCAUCAGUUAAAGAACCUGGACAAACUCGAGCUUAUUUGAUUAAAGCGUUAAAAGCUAUGCAAUAUAGUGCUAUUUAUGGUGCAAAAGUCACGUCAAUUCUUGAAUCAUAUCCGAAUUGGGCAGAUUAUCGCGACCAAGGUCAUUCAUUGUUUAUCGCCAAUGUACCACAAUCAGUAACCACCUAUUUAACAGCUGGUCCAGCAUCUGGUAGUUUACACAGUGGCUAUUUAACAUCACAUGAAGUAGCGCCGCCAACUUUAUCUAAACCUUAUUCAUGA
Messenger RNA from Schistosoma turkestanicum, 8671 nucleotides. The record is from the annotation of a GenBank genome assembly. Lineage: Eukaryota; Metazoa; Platyhelminthes; Trematoda; Strigeidida; Schistosomatidae.